UUACAUUUCGAGGAAGGAGGGAUAACAGAGUGGUCACGGAUGUGCUCGAAGCACUUCACGCGGGAAUGCUUCAUAAAUUGGACAGAAUACGAAAUGGGGUUUGUGAGAUAUCUGUCAUUAACAGAUAACGCUGUCCCGUCAGUGUACACCGUUGGUACCUCACAAAGUUUGACGCCUGUAUCAAGUGAUGUGGCCUGUCAAUGUCAUGCACCAUCUUUGAAAAAUGUGUCAGUUCAAACGGAAACCCACAAGCAGAAAAGACGGAGUAAAGCUGUUCAGGUGAAGCCUUUAGGCCACUCUGUUGGUGUGAGUGUUGGUACAGGUAUUGGAGCGCCGUGUCUCACUUCAACACCAAUUAAAAGGCCACGCAUGGAAGACACUGUGUUCGAGGAGAGCUCAACAUACACGUCAAACCAGUGUUCAGAUGUCACCUAUGAGCCUGAUGUCACUCAAGAGAGCAUUGAAAAGGUUUGCCAACCACUAUACAAAGCCAGGAAAUACAUGGUGUAUGAAGAGAAUUUGCUACAGCUGUUUCGGAAGUGUCAAGCAUGCUGCCAUACCUGCACAGUUGAGAAAUUUGUAAAUGGGACAUUUGUAUCCAUCACACAGAUCUGUUCACACUGCCUCCAAAAAACAAAGUGGAACAGCCAGCCACACAUCCAGAGUACACCGGCUGGGAAUUUGCAUUUGUCGGCAGCAGUAGCCUUCAGUGGGGCUUCAUACAUACAGAUCCCACAAGGUUUGUCAUUUGUGUAA
Messenger RNA from Cyprinus carpio (common carp), 756 nucleotides. RefSeq lists its product as uncharacterized. The coding region runs from base 40 to 756 and encodes 238 amino acids. The record is from RefSeq and is a predicted model, not a curated record. The transcript has 5 exons. Lineage: Eukaryota; Metazoa; Chordata; Actinopteri; Cypriniformes; Cyprinidae.